Molecule: messenger RNA, 1435 nt
Organism: Zingiber officinale
Lineage: Eukaryota; Viridiplantae; Streptophyta; Magnoliopsida; Zingiberales; Zingiberaceae
Product: sialyltransferase-like protein 1
Exons: 1
Coding region: 79-1248 (389 amino acids)
Molecular function (GO): sialyltransferase activity
Source: RefSeq, a predicted model, not a curated record
AGAGGGAAGUCGCCGGAGGAGGAUUUCCGAUGAUGAGACGGAGGAGCGGCGACCUGAUCUGAGCUGGUGCUGGGAGAGAUGAAGCGUUCCCUCCGCUUCCCUUUAGUUCUCCUCGUCCUCGUCGCUGGCGCGCUGAGCUGCCGCUCCGUCGGCCUCCGCGGCAAAAUCCCCGGCCCUCUUUACGACGCUGGGGACGUGGAGGCUGUCAAUGAGACAUUGUUCCUCCUCUCCGCAGAGGAGCCAGGCGCUGCGGAGCUGCAGCAGAAUGUGGCGGACCUCCUCUCAGCGAACCUCGAAUCGAUCGACAUCGCCGGCGGCCGGUACAGGGAGAUCUCUCUGUGGAGGAGCGGAACGAUGCCGGGGGGAAGGUCGAGGUCAUUGGGGAGCCUGAGGUUCCCGGCCCGGCCGGGCCACCCUGAGCACGGCCCGGUCCUCCCGGAGUUCCGACGGCUGCUCACCGAUUGGUUCCGCAAUCGCCGACAGUUCCGACAGGAGGUGAUGUCGGAACUGGUCGACCGCAUCAAGCGCCCCGUCGACCGGAGCUACGGGCACCCGGACACCGGCCGGCCUUACGCCACCUGCGCGGUGGUAGGCAACAGCGGCAUCCUCCUGAAGGCGGAGCACGGCGACCUCAUCGACGGGCACGACCUCGUCAUCCGCCUCAACAACGCCCGCAUUGCCGGCUACCAGCGGCACGUCGGGGCCAAGACCUCCCUCUCCUUCAUCAACAGCAACGUGCUCCGCUCGUGCGCCGUUCGCGACGGCUGUUUCUGCCAUCCCUACGGCGACUUCGUCCCCAUCGUCUUCUACCUCUGCCAGCCCGCGCAUUUCGUCGAGUACCUGGUCUGCAACUCCACCCACAAGUCGCCGCUGCUAGUGACGGACGGUGGGCUCGACACCCUCUGCGCCCGGAUCGUGAAGUACUAUUCCCUCAAGCUGUUCGUGGAGGAGACGGGGAAGCCGCCGGCGAUGUGGGGCAAGUUCCACGACGUGGAGAUGUUCCACUACUCGUCGGGGAUGCAGGCCGUGGUGCUGGCCCUCGGCAUGUGCGAUAAAGUGAGCGCCUUCGGAUUCGGCAAGUCGCCGGAAGCGAAGCACCACUACCACACGAACCAGAAGGCGGAGCUCGGCCUGCACGAUUACCCGGCGGAGUACGAGUUCUACCGCGACCUCGUCGAGCGGCCGCAGGCCAUCCCGUUCCUCCGAGACGCCGGCAUUAAGGUCCCCUCUGUUUCCUUUUACAAUUAAAUAAUACGCACACUGUACACAAACGAUACGCCAUUUUUGGAAGAAGAACCUAGCUGGAUACAUACACAAACGUGCAAUGUGGAGCAUUUGGUAGUUUUUGUUGCAUGUUCUACCAACUAUUAUUAACACAAGUGUAUAUUAAAAUUGGAGCACCUCAUCUAAAAACAAAUACAUUUCUAUGGAAUAA